Argiope bruennichi is the source of this 3623-nucleotide messenger RNA. RefSeq names its product death-associated protein kinase 1-like. Gene Ontology annotation, biological process: MyD88-dependent toll-like receptor signaling pathway; positive regulation of canonical NF-kappaB signal transduction. Gene Ontology annotation, molecular function: TIR domain binding. The coding region runs from base 1 to 3558 and encodes 1185 amino acids. Lineage: Eukaryota; Metazoa; Arthropoda; Arachnida; Araneae; Araneidae. The transcript has 20 exons. The record is from RefSeq and is a predicted model, not a curated record.
AUGGGCAAUUCGCAUCUUGGCAACAUUGAUCGAGAUACCACCGUGCAAAACGUUCACAAGGAGGAUAAUACGCGUGGAGCAGUAACUGUACGCUUUGCAGAUGGUGUGAGUCAUGAAAUCGUCUGCCCGUCUAUAUUUCCUCGUGGCAACAACGGCCAAACCGAUCGAUGGCGGAUUCUGCGUCUUCCACUGCCGACCUUAGUUACCAAACGGCAAGUCCCCAGAACGUUCGUCGGAGGUCAUUCAACAACACAGAGAGUUAAAAAUUGUUGUGCAAGUGCUCUCAACAAUCUGGCUGGAUUAGAAGAAAUUAUAAGAGCAUCUGAUCUCAGUAACUGCAGCAAGGAAGGAGAAUGCUUCGUUCACGUUGCAUCUGGCAUGGGGCAACUGGAUGUUCUGAAAUUCCUUCACUUCAAAGGAGCAGAUCUAUUCCGACUGGAUGAGAAUGGUGAAAGUGGUGUCCAUUGGGCAGCCAGGCAAGGCCACAAGAACGUCAUCGAAUUCUUGCAUCAGCGUGGAUUAUCCAUAAGCACUCCGAACAAGGCUGGAGACACACCACUGCAUCUGGCAGCAAAGCAAGGUCACGCAAAGACAGUUGAAUAUCUGUGCCAACAUUGCACCGAUGUCAAUCAGAUCAAUGAGGAUGGAGAAACAGCUUUGCAUUUAGCUGCGAUGAGAGGCCACCUGGAUGUCGUUCGAAGCAUCAUUGAAGCAGGCGGCGCUAAUCCAGACAUGACAGAUAAGCAUGGAUGUACUGCUCUGCAUUGGGCUCUAAGAAGACAUCAUUCUGCCAUUGCCAGCAUGUUAUUGCAAUAUGGCUGUAACAUAGAUACUGUAGAUAAUGUAGGCGAAGCUCCUAUCCAUAUCGUUUCCAGGGAAGGGUUACUUUCUAUGGCGCAGACAUUGUGUGCUUUUGGAUGCAAAGUGGAAAUUCCAAAUAAGCUGGGUCAAUACCCUCUGCAUUUAGCUGCCCGAAGUGGACAUAUGGAACUAGUACGGUGCUUAUGCUUAGCUGGCUGUGAUGUGGAAUUAAGAAACAAGGAUGGCAUCACCGCCGAAAUAAGUGCUUUAGCUCAAGGCUAUAAUGAAAUGGCAAAUUUAUUGAAUAAGCUAAGGAAUGUUCACCUACGGGAGGAGUACAUCUCCCAGCUGAUCCCUUCCACAAAGCCCAUCUCGAAAAUCAAGCUGAAGCUGUUCGGGCACAGCGGGGUCGGAAAGAGCACCUUUAUCGAAAGUCUCAAGUGCGGAUACUUCGUGUCAUGGUUCAGGCGCUCAGUGGGCUCCAUGUCGCCCAAGAAUACCAGGAACAAAAAAAGUGAUUCUAUGAGCCAGUCAGUUAUUGAACUGAACAGUUCUGAAACGAACAAUCUUCAGUUUGAAACUAACUACGAAACUUACACCCAUGGAAUAGAUGUCCAACAGCUUAAUAUAUCAGGCAUUGGUGAAAUAAGUUUGUGGGAGUUCUCGGGACAUGAACCUUAUUACAUGAUCUACGACAACUUCAUCGGAAAUACGAAUUGCUUGCAUCUCGUUUUCUUCAGUCUUAGCGACCCUUACGACACGCAGGUGCAGCAAGUUCAAUUCUGGUUGUCGUUUUUGCAAUCGAGGAUUCCGGUUCAUGAACCUCUAGGCUUUGGCGGCAAGAGUGGGAAAGCUGCACGGGUCGCUUUAGUUGCUACCCACGCUGACAGUGCCUCUUGUCACAGAGUGACUGCAACCGGGGAAUAUGUCAGCAGCGAAGCCACCUCCGUUUUGAGAACUAUGCUGCUUAGGUUUGGAAAAAUUUUCGAUCUGCACGAAACAGUCUUUGUCCUGGACGCACACGUCGUUGGUUCGCCCGCAUUGAAAGCACUCAAGAACUACGUGGCUCAUCAUAAGGACAAAGUAACUCAGGGUCUUCCAAAAAGUACGGGUUUCCUAGAAAGUGUGUGUUCUCACCUCACCGUCACCUGGCGAAAAGCCCGCUGCUGUUUCCCUAUCAUGUCUUGGAAAGAGUUUAUCGACCUCGUCCACUCCGAUGUCAACCCACUUGCAGGAGAGGAACAUAUGAAGGAGCUCAUCCAGCAGAUGCAGAUCAUGGGAGAGGUUGUAUACCUCGCAUGCGAAAAUGAGGAUGUAGUCAUCCUCGAUCCCACCUGGCUGUGCGUGACUAUUUUGGGAUUCCUUUUGUCUCAGGAGAAUCUGGAACAGGCCCGUGUCACGGGAAUAUAUUCGGGAGAUGACAUCCAGUUGUUGUAUCCCGAAGCAGAUGCACAAAAACUUUUAAAAAUUAUGGAAGCUCUUCAGAUUUGCACAGAAUGCGAAACCGAAGGAGAAAUCGAAUAUGAAUUCCCUAGAUUUAAUUUGGUGGAAGCAGUAGAAGGUUUAUGGAAUACAUCUCAGUACACUGCUUACGGUGGAGUGAGGCUGUGCUGUCAAAACAAGUAUUUCAUGGUGACACUCUUCCCAAGGCUGCAAGUCAAUCUGCGGAAAUCAAUAAAAGAAAAUGGCGAUCCUGAAUGCGAUUUAUAUCAAUGGUAUCAUGGAAGCAAAUAUAGUAGUGGUCUCUUAGAAGGCCUGGUAACCCUGACCGAAGACGAAGCAGCCUAUGAAAUCAAAGUGAGAGGACCAGCAGCCAUGAAACCUGAGUGCUUUUUCUUCUUGGAAGAUUUGAUAAGCAUCGCAGAACAAAUGUUCUCUGACGUCUGUCCUGGUACUGUAUUGGAGAAACACUAUCUUAGCUGCUCGCAGCUAAAAUCGCAUUCGAAAAAUGUGUACACCUAUCCACCAGCAACCAUCCUCAACGCUCUGGUGCAAGAUGGCGUUUAUGGCACAGUUGAAAAUAAAUUUACUGGUGCUGACGAGACGCUUCUUAAUAUUGUUUUCUUCGGUGCUUCAGAGGUGCUAAUGUUUAGCCAUCGUAAUAAUUUACCAGAAAUUCCUUCCUUGAGUUUCCAGAACACAGCCUUGAACAAGCCCAGGAUGCCUCACAGUCAGACAUCCCCAUCGCUUGCGCUGCACAAUCAGCAAUCAAAUUCGAAUCAAAAACUAUCACAACGAAGAAAAUCUCUGCCGCCAACGAUUACAAGCUCAACCAAUAGCAAGACUCAAAGCAGCUCACCAUGCCAAAUAUUGCAAGAUUUCUACAGCAAGCUCAGCCAACGAAGGGAUAGCUCUCCAGCCAUACUCCACGAUCAAAAUCCUGUGGUUGUCCUUGUAUCUGACCUUCAUGCCUCGCAGUUGCCUUUGCUCAGUUGUCAGUGCCUUUGUGCCAUUCUAGACAUACCGGAUUCAAUGGGCAGGGAUUGGUGCAUGCUAGGAGUUCUUCUGGGAAUGACAGACAAACUGCCUAAGCUUGACCCUGGAGACAAUCCAGCUUUCAGUCCAACCGCAUGUAUCCUGAGUGAGUGGAUGAAGCGCCCGGACACAACGUUGGGUCAGUUAUUGAGACGGUUGUUGGAACUGGAGCGCACAGAUGCUAUUGAAACGCUCAUGCCUACCUUGCCGAUGUUUAGAGUCACACCAGUGUGCUUCAAGCACAAUUUUAUGGACUGCAAUGUGAGUACAGAUUACGAUUAAUAGAUUUCGAUGUCCACAUACAUAUAUAUAGCAUGCAGCUAUGUUAGAUGUUAUUUUAUAAUAAU